Molecule: messenger RNA, 3165 nt
Organism: Amphiprion ocellaris (clown anemonefish)
Lineage: Eukaryota; Metazoa; Chordata; Actinopteri; Pomacentridae
Gene: abhd2b
Product: abhydrolase domain containing 2, acylglycerol lipase b
Exons: 11
Coding region: 231-1547 (438 amino acids)
Biological process (GO): steroid hormone receptor signaling pathway; sperm capacitation; medium-chain fatty acid biosynthetic process
Cellular component (GO): sperm flagellum; sperm plasma membrane
Molecular function (GO): monoacylglycerol lipase activity; acetylesterase activity
Source: RefSeq, a predicted model, not a curated record
AAUUGAGACAACUCGGAGCUCUGUGGCAGCGCUUGAACGCACCGUGAGUUCGUGCCGGUCAGUCAGCCUCUCUGCUGUAAACAGACGGUGUUCAGACACGGCGCUCAACUCCGGGCGGAACCAACCAGAACCCGGCUAGAGUCCAAGAAACACCAUGCUCUGACUGAGCAUCACACCCACUGUACUUUCUUCAAACUCAAGACAGGAGCAGGUCUUCUCAUAUAUUUACAAUGACCACCCUCAACGACGGUGACAUGCACACCUUUGGCACAGAGCUGCCGGCCAUGUUUGAUGGCAUGAAGCUGGCAGCAGUGGCCACCAUCCUCUACAUCAUUGUCCGCUGUCUGAACCUGAAGAGUCCUACUGCACCACCAGAGAUCAUCUACCAGGACACGCCGCUCAGCCACUACCUGCUCAAAUCCUGCCCAAUGCUGACCAAAGAAUACAUUCCUCCCUUGCUGUGGGGGAAGAGCGGUCAUCUCCAGACGGUCCUGUAUGGCAAGAUGGGACGUGUCAACACUCCUACACCCUGUGGGGUUCGCAAGUUCCUCCCAAUGCAGGACGGGGCCACAGCGACCUUUGACCUAUUCGAAGCUCUUGGAGACCACAGCGCUGGAGAUGACAUUACCAUGGUAAUCUGCCCUGGGAUCGGUAACCAUAGCGAGAAAAACUAUAUUCGGACCUUUGUGGAUUACUCCCAACGGCAGGGCUACCGCUGUGCCGUACUCAACCACCUGGGAGCCCUGCCUAACAUGGAGCUCACCUCGCCACGAAUGUUUACCUACGGGUGUACCUGGGAGUUUGCGGCCAUGGUGGGCUACGUCAAACGUGCUCAUCCCCAGACGCUGCUGGUGGUUGUGGGCUUCAGUCUGGGAGGAAACGUCGUCUGCAAGUUCCUGGGUGAAAACCGAUUAAACCAGGAACGAGUGCUGUGUUGUAUCAGCGUCUGCCAAGGUUACAGCGCCCUAAGGGCCCAGGAAACAUUCCUUCAGUGGGACCAGUGUCGGAGGCUCUACAACUUUGUGUUGGCAGACAACAUGAAGAAGAUCAUCCUGUCACACAGGGACAGUUUGUUGGGCAUGAGCUCCAGUAACAUUAGUGAUGCAGAUCUGAACAGACUGUCUGCAGCUACUUCCCUGAUGCAAAUUGAUGACAGCAUUAUGAGAAAAUUCCACGGUUACAACUCUUUGAGGGAGUACUAUGAGAAGGAGAGCUGUGUGCACUACAUCCACAAAGUCACUGUACCCCUCCUCCUGGUAAACUCCUCAGAUGACCCACUGGUUCAUCAGUCGCUACUGGCUGUUCCACGCACACUUGCAGAGAAGAUGCCCAAUGUGGUAUUUGCCCUGACACAGCACGGAGGACACAUGGGUUUCUUUGAGGGGGCCGUGCUUUUCCCUCAGCCCCUCACCUGGAUGGACAAGGUCAUAAUCGAAUACAGCGACGCCGUCUGCCACUGGGAAAAGAAGCGGUUAGUCUGCCAGAGGAGCAGCCGCCAGCACAUGAACUCCUGCCUGCAGAGCAAAAGGGAAACACUCAGCGGGUAACACAUACAUGGUCGCUCAAGACACACAGGCACAUGCUCAGUCCACUGUAUCUCCUCUACUGCAGCAUGAAUGUCCUUGCUGUUCAGUGAUUCUGGCAAAUGUAGACGGAUUAAAACAGCAGGCUGAAUGGAAGUGAGUAAACCAAUCUGAAAAGUAAAAGUUACUGAGUUAAUAUUAUUUGUGAGUGUAAUGUGACCCCAUGCUGAAUUGUUGCUUCCUCUUUUGUUCUCAUUGAACCUCUGGUAUAAUAGUAAUUUAUGCCAUGCUGACUUUACGCAACAGUUUAAAAUGCUCCUUUAGUUUGAGCAGCAGGGUAAUAGGUCGCGUAGUAUGAGUGUGACCUUUGACCUCUGUUGAAGAGAUUAUCUGUUUAAGAUUUAAGUGCUUUAAUAUGAAUAUGAGUAUCAGUAGCAGAUUUGGGUUUCUGAUACUCUGACAGGUAGUAGUAUAGUCUGAUUUAUGAUUUACAGCAGUUGUUUCCUGAUGCUGUUAUAACAUUUUAAUUGCUUUAGCAUGAACAUACAAAGAGAAUGUCACUGCUUUUUGCAGGAAAAAUCUGGUAAGAACAUGAGGCAUUAUUUUACUCGUUCUGACACACUUCAGUUUUUCACUUGGCAUUUCCAUUCUGUGCAGUGGAGCACCAGGUUUUUUUUAAUAGAGGUUUAGAAUUAUAUAUGAAAGAGACUGAGUCAUCUCUGUAAUAUUCAAGUGAAAUACAGAGAUUUUUUACAAACCAGCUUUAACACUGUGCUGCUCUAGUUCAGCUUGUACCAUUCCAUAAACUGCUCCACAGUGCCUUGAAACAUGCAAAUAAUUUUAGUAGUUAGUGUUAUGAUGCCUAGAUGCCUGAGAGGAGUCGGGGUGUUUUAAUGUACUAAAUGCUGCUGUUUACAUGGGAUAUUGCUGCAGAAGAUGUCACGUCUACAAUCCAGGGGUACUCAGAAAAUGUAACAAAUGACUGAUCAAACUGGGUUGAACUGUGUUUAGAGACACUUUAUUAGAAAUUAGAGAACAAAUAGAGAGUUUGAAAAAUGAGAAAUGCAGUUUUGAACUUCUUUUCAGACUCUCUCCUCGAUCAUUUGCACAAAAAGCCCUGUGUUUUGACUUUGGUUUCACCACAGUAGAGGUGUCAAACAGAAAAUUAGUUUGAAUGGAUAUCAGUUUGUACAUUUUGGGGGUUUGCUUUGAGCUGCUUCUUGCUGGCUACGAGAUACACAUAAAACUAAAUACAUUGAAAAGAGCAGUAAAGCUCCGUGGUGUGUCAUGACACUGUACUAUGAAAAUGCAGUGGACUCUACUCAGUCCUUAUAGCUGAAAGUCGGCACUAUUUUGAUGUCUUAUUAAUUGACAUUUAAAUCAUCAAUUCUAAUACAACUUCUCUCUCUGCCCUUUAUAAAUAGAGUACACCAAGCAGCACCACUACUGCUUUGUCUCAAUGUGCAAUAUGUCGUGAUUGUUUUGCCUGCACCUUACUGUCUGUAUUGUAAUUUAUGGUACUAUAACAUGCAUCAGCAUAUGGGUGUAACUUUUAUAAUCUAACCAUAAAUGUGUUUUGUUCUGGUGCAGUGCAUAGCUUAGACUGAAUAAAUCCUUAAUAAAUCUUUUCCACAAACAUUAA